This is a messenger RNA of Trichosurus vulpecula (common brushtail), 1681 nucleotides long. RefSeq names its product tRNA-histidine guanylyltransferase 1 like (gene THG1L). The transcript has 7 exons. Lineage: Eukaryota; Metazoa; Chordata; Mammalia; Diprotodontia; Phalangeridae. Gene Ontology annotation, molecular function: magnesium ion binding; tRNA guanylyltransferase activity. Gene Ontology annotation, biological process: tRNA modification. The coding region runs from base 348 to 1259 and encodes 303 amino acids. The record is from RefSeq and is a predicted model, not a curated record.
GAGAAAUGAACAUGCAUGUGGAACCCAAGGAGUUCCCAGUCUCUGCAGAAGUUCACAUUUUUAUAAUAGCAGGAUGAAGGGAGGGGAGUGACGUGGGAAGGGGGACUUUGCUAGCAGCAAAGGUGGGAAAAACGACAAGAUCACCCGCUACAGGGAGGAGAAAGGUGAUGGCAAAAGCCUCAUUCUUUUCCCUUAGGAACUACUAGCCUACGGAGACAGGAGCGUCUGCUCCUCUGCAGAGGACCCCAGCUGCGCAGGCAUUAUCCCAGCCUGGUACAGCCUGACUGGCGCCUGUCCUGCCUCCCAAGGACACACAUGGAAUCCAGCUUGGGGUGCAACAACUAAUUAUGUCGGCUCAGGAGGAGCUUCGGCCUCCGGCAUGCUCUGCGUGCAGUGAUUCUGGGAAAUAUGGCAACUCAAAAAGAGUCUCCGUUAGCAGCAGGGUCGCCAUGGCGAAGAGCAAAUUCGAGUACGUUCGGGAUUUCGAGACGGAUGACACAUGCCUAGCCCAUUGCUGGGUGGUGGUGCGGCUGGACGGAAGGAACUUCCAUCGUUUUGCAGAAAAACACAACUUUACAAAACCCAAUGAUAGCCGAGCCCUGGAAUUGAUGACCCAAUGUGCCCAGACUGUAAUGACACAACUAGAAGAUAUUGUCAUGGCGUAUGGACAAAGUGAUGAAUAUAGCUUUGUAUUCAAACGGAAGAGCAAUUGGUUUAGAAGAAGAGCCAGUAAAUUUAUGACAAACGUGGCUUCUCAGUUUGCCUCCAGCUAUGUCUUUUAUUGGAAGGAUUACUUUAAGGACCAAGACCUUCUAUACCCUCCAGCCUUUGAUGGAAGAGUCGUGGUGUAUCCUAGCAACCAGACCUUAAAGGACUAUCUCAGUUGGCGACAAGCAGAUUGUCACAUUAAUAAUCUUUAUAACACAGUUUUCUGGAUGCUGAUACAGCGAUCUAAAUUAACACCAGCACAAGCUCAAGAAAGAUUACAGGGAACACUUGCUGCAGAUAAGAAUGAAAUUUUGUUUUCUGAAUACAACAUCAACUACAAUAAUGAACCACCAAUGUACAGGAAAGGAACUGUACUCAUAUGGAAAAAGAUUAAAGAAGUUACAUCAAAGGAAAUCAAGCUUCCAGGAGAAACAGAAGAAAAAAAAGUUGAAGUGACACGGACAAGGACUAAACCAGUGGCUUUACACUGUGAUAUCAUUGGCGACGCUUUCUGGAAGGAGCAUCCUGAGAUCCUUGAAGAUGACAGCUGACUUGUUUUUCUUUUCCUUUCUUGUGGUUAUCCAUGCAGGCAUUGGAUUCCUGCUAGCUAACCUACCUCUGACAUUUUAUGUAAGCAGCAAGAACAGUCAGUUUUGGGGGGAAGGAAAGAAGGAGAAAGAAGUAGCACAUCUUACUCUUCUGAAAGCAGGGCACCUUUUUUGUACCAUAGAAACAUGGUUCCAUUUGCAAAAACACAAAUAAAAUUGUGUUACUAUUUUUGCAAAGCAAUUAGCUGUAUCUUGCAUAAUUAAUCUUUUUAGACCGUGGUAUAAAUUAUUUUUAAAACUGCCACCUACUCCUAACUAGCUUAGAGUUAGGAUACAGUGACCUUGAAAUUCUUGCCCUUCUAAAUGAUCUGUGUACAUUUCUCCUUGGCAGACCUGGAAAUAAACAUGGAGUACAUGUUUAUGAA